Molecule: messenger RNA, 4361 nt
Organism: Amoebophrya sp. A120
Lineage: Eukaryota; Dinophyceae; Syndiniales; Amoebophryaceae
Source: the annotation of a GenBank genome assembly
AGGGACAUCAUCAGAAGUAUUUGCCAUUGCCCCGUUCCCCAGCAAUUGCAAUAUCAUUUUAUUAUAAUUUCGAAGUUAAUUUUUCCAACAUGAAGACUUUGCGCUUAUGACAAUGAUCAUGCAGCUGUUGAUGCAAAAAGCCUCUACCCCUUCAGCACCCGUCGUGCUAGACGCGGUCAGGUAGUUAUACACUUCUUGCGCUUUGUAACCGGUCCGGGCUUCUUCACCGCCGAGGCCAAGCUCAGAAUUUCAGAAGUGUCAGUUUCUUUCAGUAUUUGAUAUUCUGCUCACAUUUAUUCUGGUGUGUUUUUCGGUUCCAUAAUUGAUAUCAUGGGAAAUUCAAAUUGUCGAGAAUUGUGUGCGGGUGGGCGGGCCGAGAACAAGGAGGCCGCGCGGGCAAGUGCUUCGAAUGAGCGCGCCUCGAGUCGCAAGACGCUGGAAAGAGAACCGCUGGUUGGUGCCCCGACCCUCGGCCACCAGACCCAGACGGCGCGAGCAAGCUACGGGUUCCUCGAGCCACACACAUCCAUGUUCGCUGAUUACAGCACCUCCUUUCGUCCGGGGUCACAAGGCGUGGAAAGCGCUGUUCCUGUGAUGCAAAUGCUCCCCUUCCAAAAAGUGAUGUCACCGGCCAAGAUGCCGAAAGAGCGCCGCAGCAGCGUAAACAGCCGCGGCUCCGCAGAUAGCGUUGACGAGGACCUGGAACAGGGGAGGAAAAAACAAAAAAAGGGCGGAGGCGUCCAGGAGCCGAUUAAUAAUGUCGCUUCUCGCGGCUCCGCCGCACAGCAGGAAUAUCUCUACGGCAGUCUAGCGGCGGGGAAAAAUUACUCCCGCGGCGCCGCGGUGAUGGACGCAGCGGCUCCUGGCUCAACAUCGUCAGGAACAACAGGGGGCAACAAUUUUUGGUCCUUUUCCCAAAUGCAUGACCGCGGUUCCGACUAUGGGAUGAACAACAGCCUGAUUAUGAACGCCAAUAUGAACAUGACGAUCCUCGACCGGGGGCAGAGAACAGCAGGAGGUGCCACGACGACCUCGGCGUCCACCGGGAGUGUGGCUGUGGCUCUACAACCUCUAUUGCCUACUAGCAACAAUUAUUCCCGCGAUCGAGAUUCUGCGGCCGAGAGAGCGAAGAAGUACGACGAGAUCCGGGAAUCUAUGUAUGGCUACGAGGAGGUUCCCGACGAAGAGGACGAUGAGGAGGAGUUCCAGGACGGCUUGGGAAACCAGAUCACGGACCCAACUGUGAUGACAAGCAUCCGCUCCUUCCGGCAGAUACACGAGUCCGCCGCGAUGGCCGCGACGCCGGCGGACCGCGGGAAGCUGCAGAAAAAGUACGAGUACCCGGCGGACGCCAAGAUUAUCUCGGUCGCGCCGGCCGUGGACUACAACCCGCAGCAGCAGGGGGCGGCAAACCAGAACAGCGAAAACUUUGUGUCCAUGGUGCCCCACCACCAGGGCGAAUAUAUUGUGCGGCACCGGAAACCUACGUAUGACCCGCGGAUCCCGAUCCCGGGGCUGAGUCCCGAGAUGUUCCGCAACGUGGUGCCCGGAGUGGAGCACGACAAGAUCCGGUCAGAGGGGAACUCGAACUUGAAACCCUGGAUCAAAAAGGCACUGAAGGUGUCGCAAAACCCGAUGUUUAACGCCGACAACCUGCCCCAGAUGCUGUUUCUGGACGCACUCGAGUCCCGGUAUCAAAAGCGCGUGACCGGCCGCUACACGUUGUGCGGAAAGCUGUACAACGGAAUGCCGUUCUGGUACAGCCGGAUGUCCCGUCUGUACAUCUACAAUUCCAACUCGCUGACCGCCGACAAGGGCGCCCUGCCCGACUGGGUUGUGGGGCGGUCCGUGGGGUCACUGUGCUUUAUCAUGUUCAUCGAGGGUGACCUGCUCAACGUCAAGCUCCAUGCUGGCACCACGGCCGGGGCUACAAGCAAGCAAGUGGUAGUUCCGGCCGGCCGCGUCACGAUCGGGCCCGUAUCCACGCUGCGGUUUUUCAGUUACGACAAAUUCAGCGACAGCACGCACGUGCGCGGCGCGAUCCGGGAAUCAGCGGUCAUCGGGGACAGCAAUUACCAGCGAAGAAGCGAUCUGAAGGUGUUCAUGAACACGAUGCGGACCGGGGCCUACGAACGCCGUUCCACCGUGCGCGAACACCAUUCCGGGCUGGUGCGGGAGGCCUUCGUGCCGGAUUCCAAAGUGAAGUGCGUCGUCUGUGCCACGCAGAAGGAACUGGACCAGAUCAAACAAGCCUCCGCGAAGGGCGAAAAGAAGGCGGAGCAGCAACUUCUCCUGCAGUAAGUUUUGGUCAUCAUGAUCAUCAUGCGUAUUCUCAAGGACAACGCUUUCUCUUUGAUUGCAUUUUUUGCGCAGCCAUUCUUUCUUCUAUAGACAUAAAUGAUGAUCCGAUGUCUUGUUUCGUCGUGGUCGACGUCGUCAGUCUAUUGUUCCCGAUUUUCGUCUGUAGAACCGCCGCGCGCUGUCAUAGUACUAACUCUUCCAUCUUUCUGACGUUUUCGCUUGAAGAUGUUCUUUUCUUUCUCGGGAAAAUUCGACUCUUGAGUGAAAAAAUCCUCUCCAACAGGUACGACAUUCUGAAGAAAGAGUAUUAUCUGUCGAAGCACAGCGCGCUGUUGAUGUUUAAAAAGCUAGGGCAGCCCACCUCCGUCGUCGGGCUCUACCUCCCCCUGAUACCGGAGUACGCGGACAUUUUGCCCGCGGAGGCGAAGCAGAUCUUCGCCCGCGAGAAGCAGCAGGAGCAAAACCGAAAGCAGGCCGCGCAGACGAAGAGCCGCGAGGCGCUGCAGCUCGCGGAACAGGAGGACUACUUGAUGUUUCCGAAAUACUACUGCUGCGAAACCGGGCUGUUCAUGUUUUUCAACCCGAAGAAGGGGCAGUGGAAAGUGAUCGGCACGCCGAUCAUGCACCAACCGCACGCGGUGAAGGCCUGCACGGACGCGGGCGUGGAGGUGAUGUUCCCCCCGCUGGCCAACUGGCAGCAGCACUUCGAGCCGAUGAUCCAGUUCCCGAGCUUGGAUGGCAGUUUGAUCGACCAACAGCUGCUGAAGCAGGGGAUCCAGCCCUUCGUGGACCGCGAGUUUCCGCCGUCCCGCCGCGCGCUGGCCGAGAAGGGGCCGAACGUCGUGCAGGGCGAGGUGGAGUGGUUCAGGGCCCGGGACAUCCACGACACUGACUUCCCGGUGAAGCUGUUCGACAAAAUCGAGCCGUCGGACUGCAUCCAAGGCGGGCUGGGCGACUGCUGGUUACUGGCGGCCCUUGCGGUGAUCGCCGAGUACCCGGAUUUCAUCCCGAUCCACACGUUUCAGGAGAAGGAGUGCAACAUGCAGGGCAAGUACAGCAUCAACCUGUUCGACUACUCCCGCAACCCCCCGUCGUGGCGCGUGAUGACCAUCGACGACUACAUUCCCUGCUACCCGAAGUCCCCCUUCGCGGAAACGCCCAUCCCGCGGUUCAGCCAGCCCAACGGGAACGAAACCUGGUUUCUGCUCCUGGAAAAGGCGUUCGCGAAGUUCGCCGGCGGGUACCUCAACCUGAAAGCCGGCUACGCGGGGCUGGCGUGGAUCGCGCUCACGGGCUGCACCGAAUACAGCCGGUGGAUCCGCGAAAAGGACCCCGCCAACCCCCCGCCGGCCGGCGGCCCGAAGAACGUGGACAAGGCGACCGCGGAAAGCGUCCGGAGCAUCAAGUUCCGGCGGCGCCCGAUCGAGUCGUUCCACCCGAGCGGACACCGUCUGGGGUUUGAGUACGCGGACUACAGCAACACGGACACCAUCAACGGGGGGGACAAGAUGAUCGAGUACCUGCGUCUCGCGGAGCGGAACCACUACCCGAUCUGCGCCGUGGGCGUGCACGGCACGGGGAUGGAGCACAAGCGCGAGGACGGGCUGAUCGACGGCCACGCGUACUCCGUCCUGCAAGUGCUGGACGUGAACUGCCUCGACGGCAAGAUGCGCACGCUGGUGAAACUCCGGAACCCGUGGGGCGACUUCCACGAGUGGGAGGGGCCCUUCGGGGACGAGCACGAGGCCUCCUGGAAACUGGUGAAGGACAACGGAAAGGGCAUCCGCAACAAGCAGCUCGACGGAAUUUUCUGGAUGGAAGCGCCCGCCUUUCUCGCGUACUUCACGCACAUCGAGUGUGUGCACUACAAUCUGAAGGAACGAAAGGCGGACAAGAUCCAAACCCGGGGCUUGGCCACGGAGCAGCAGAAGCGGAGGGAUGCGGCCAUGAAACAGAGGCAAGCCGACCAGCGAACCAUCUCCAUGAAGUACUACAAAAACAAACAGCCGGCAGCUGCGGGAACUUCUUCGCCGUCCAGGCCGCCGAGUAAACGGAAGUAG